Messenger RNA from Metarhizium brunneum ARSEF 3297, 1905 nucleotides. RefSeq names its product ABC transporter G family member 15 (gene ABCG15). The record is from RefSeq and is a predicted model, not a curated record. Gene Ontology annotation, cellular component: membrane. NCBI's taxonomy places the organism in Eukaryota, Fungi, Ascomycota, Sordariomycetes, Hypocreales, Clavicipitaceae. Gene Ontology annotation, molecular function: ABC-type transporter activity; ATP binding; ATP hydrolysis activity.
AUGGCCCAACAGGCGAUGGGUUGCGAGAAGCCCGAUCCCCCGCCGGUCGGCAUCAAGACGGACCCGGAGCAGCAGCCCGUCGCGGACAGGCAUCUGGACAACUCGACCGUCAAGAACAUCACCUGGAGCGGGGUCACCGUCACCGUCAAGGACAGGGAGACGAAGAAGCCGAAGAAGAUUGUGGACGACGCGGCGGGCGCAGUCCAGGCUGGCGAAAUCUGCGCCCUCAUGGGCCCCUCGGGCUGCGGCAAGACGACGCUGCUCAACGUCCUCGCACGCCGGCCAACCAACGCAAGCGACGUCCAGGCCAAGGUGCUCAUCAACGGCAAUCAAGUGUCGCAAUCGGCCUUUCGCCAACUGACCUGCUUCGUGGAACAAGAAGACGCGCUGAUCGGCUCACUGACGGUGCGGGAGACGCUCGAGUUUUCCUCCCGUCUCGCCAGCACGAGCUCGCUCCCCCGGAAAGAACGCAUCCUCCGCAUCGACUCCCUCCUGGCCUCCUUCGGGCUCACGGCGCAGGCGUCGACGCUCAUCGGCACGCCCAUCCGCAAGGGCAUAUCGGGCGGGCAGAAGCGCCGCAUCGGCGUGGCCAGCCAGCUCAUCACCAGCCCGCGCAUCCUGUUCCUCGACGAGCCCACCUCGGGCCUCGACUCGGCCGCCUCGCGCGAGGUCGUGAGCUACCUGCGCGCCGUGGCCCGGCGCCACGCCCUCAUCGUCGUCUGCUCCAUCCACCAGCCGUCCACGGCCACCUUCAACCUCUUCGACCGGCUGGUGCUCCUGUCGGCCGGCAAGACGCACUUCUGCGGGCCCGUCGCCGCCGUCGUGCCGCACUUUCGCGCCCUCGGCGCCGCCGUCCCCAACUACACCAACCCGGCCGAGUUCCUCCUCGAGCUCGUCAACCUCGACUUCUCGCACGAUACCGCCAGGGCGUCGGCGCGCCUCGACGCCCUCCACACGCAGUGGCUCGAGUCGCCGCAGGCCCGCGAGGCGGCCGCCCUCGUCGCCGACCUCUCCGCGACCGCGCACCCGCUCGACCUGUCCGAGAUGCGGAGGCCGUCGCCCCUGCGCCUCACCCUCACCCUCCUGCACCGAUCCUUCAUCAAGUCGUACCGCGACGUCGUGGCCUACGGCAUCCGCAUCGCCAUGUACACGGGGCUCGCCGUCAUGAUGGGCACCGUGUGGGUGCGCCUCUCGCCGGACCAGGAGUCCAUCCAGCCCUUCAUCAACGCCAUCUUCUUCGGGUCGGCCUUCAUGUCCUUCAUGGCCGUCGCCUACGUGCCCGCCUUCCUCGAGGACCGCCUCCAGUACGUCAAGGACCUGCGCAACGGGCUCUACGGCGCCGGCGAGUUCGUCGUCGCAAACUUCUUCAUCGGCGUCCCCUACCUGUUCUUCAUCUCCGUCCUCUUCUCCGUCAUCUCGUACUGGCUGUCCAACUUCCAGCCCACGGCCAAGGCCUUCUUCACCUGGAUCAUGUGGCUCUUCCUCGACCUGCUGGCCGCCGAGUCGCUCGUCGUCUUCAUGUCCUCCCUCGUGCCCAGCUUCGUCAUCUCCCUGGCGCUCGUGGCCUUCGCAAACGGCCUCUGGAUGUCCGUCGGCGGCUUCAUGGUCCCCCCGACCAUUCUCAACGCCUUUUACAAGUACGUCUUUCACUACUGGGACUACCAGAAGUACGUCUUUGAGGGCAUGAUGGUGAAUGAGUUUGCCGAGCGGACGUACGCCUGCGGGGAGGGCUGUCGCUGCAUGUACGAGUCGCCAUUGGCUGAUCGCUGCGAGAUUGCCGGCCAGGCUGUCCUGGACCAGUACGGCUACUCGACUGGCAACAUGGGCCAGAAUGUCGGCAUCAUGAUUUCCAUUAUUGCCGGGUAUAGAAUCGCUUCGUGGAUUGUUUUGAAGCUGCGCAAGUAG